Messenger RNA from Abrus precatorius (Indian licorice), 841 nucleotides. Its product is annotated as calmodulin-like protein 1. The transcript has a single exon. NCBI's taxonomy places the organism in Eukaryota, Viridiplantae, Streptophyta, Magnoliopsida, Fabales, Fabaceae. The record is from RefSeq and is a predicted model, not a curated record. The coding region runs from base 55 to 618 and encodes 187 amino acids. Gene Ontology annotation, molecular function: calcium ion binding.
AUACAAAAACCAAAUAUUUGUGUAUCUUUUGUAUCAAAGUUCUAUUAAUAGACCAUGUCAAAUUUGAGUUUUCUCAGGUUUAGUCAUAGCUUCUCAUGGAAACCUUCCUUUUCACGCAAAAAUAUAGCGAAGAAGAAUAGCUUCAAGUCAAGAGAUACUUCAACUGCAGAACCAAAUUUCCAGCCAAAAGAAGAGGAAAUGAAAUGGGUGUUCGAGAAAUUUGACACCAACAAAGAUGGCAAGAUUUCCCUUGAAGAGUACAAGGCAGCUGCAAGGGCCUUGGAUAGGGGCAUUGGGGACACUGAGGCAGUGAAGGCAUUUAAGGUCAUGGACUCCGAUGGAGAUGGAUUCAUUGACUUUAAAGAGUACAUGGAAAUGUUCAAUGGUGAGGGUAAGAUAAAAGAAACGGAGAUAAAAAAUGCUUUUCAAGUAUUCGAUUUGAACGGUGAUGGGAAAAUUAGUGCUGAGGAGUUGUCACAAGUUUUGAAAAGGCUAGGAGAGAGUUGCACCCUUAGCGCUUGUAAAAAAAUGGUCAAAGGGGUGGAUGGAAAUGGAGAUGGUUUAAUAGACUUGAAUGAGUUUACAAGGAUGAUGAUGAGUGGCAAGAAACUAGCCUAAGUCAAUAUAUUAUGCAUUGAGGUGAAAGCAUCAUCUGUGUGUUAGAACUUUGGGAUAUAGUGUUUCCAAAGCUGUGUCUUCCUUAAGAUAUUUAGUUUCUUUUCCUUAAGAUAUAGUGUUUCCAAAUGCUAAAUGGAUAGUUUGGUUCAAUGUACGGUAAUUAUCAUAUUUGUUAGUAAAGAGUGUAAUGUUCUAAUACAAAAAUCACAAAUUUUAUUGUUUU